AUGGCUUCUUCUUCGGGUGCAAGAAAGUAUCCGAAAAGGCUGUAUGAUGUUGAUAAAACCCCAAUUCAGAGUAGGAGCAUGAACCAUAGUUGUUUUUUGGCCAACAUUCAAGCGGUGGUAGAAGCUGUCGGGGAUGAUGUUGUGUCUGAGUUGAGGGAAUCAGCUGUUGGAGUGAUUCUGAAGCUAAAAGAGUUGGAAUACACUUGGUCUGCUUCUUGCGUUCACCAUUUUCUCGCCAAUCAAUUGGCUAUCGAGAGCACUCAUGAGAUGUGGUCCUUGAUAGACUGUAUGCCGCUGCGGUUUUCUUUGUACGAAUUUGGAGAAAUUACGGGGCUAAAUUGUGAUCCUUUCGACAAUAAUGAGAUUUGGGAUGUGGAGCAUGAAAGUUUCUGGCUGGAGAUGAACGUGCCGACAUCAGAAGGACCUACAUUGAAAGAGCUACAAGCCCUUUUUCCUAUUUGCAGAAACUGGUCUCGAGAGAAGCGAGUGAUGAUAGGAUUUACCAGCCUUCUUGAGUCUAUUAAAGUACUCACCUAUGAUGGAAAGAAGAGUUACACACUUCAUGGUUGUGUUCAUGCGCUCUUAAUAUGGGUUUUUGAGUUUGUCCCUCGUCUAGGAGAGAAAUAUGGGAAUCGGAGAGAAGGUGCUGGUGUCCCUCUUCUGUCAUGGCGGGGAUCUCGUCCGCGCAUUAACUUCUCAGAUUUCUGUGCCCAAGAAAAGAGAACAUAUCAGAAGGACAUCCUCAAAGGUCAGCUUGAUGAAAGGUAUUGGGAAGUAAUGCCUGCUACGAAAUCGACAAAGAGAAAAAGUCACGUGAACCCACCUUGUGUUCUUGAUACCAUGGAUGUGGGUCCUUCUACUAAGCGAACGAAGGACACAGAACAUGUCAAUGGUUGCCACACAUCAGAAACGGUUGUAUCUCACAACAUCGCCAUACUUGGGUUGGUUGAGUCGGUGAAGAACCUGACUGCAAAAAUUGAUGGAAUAGAUGUUAUUGUAGCUGACAAGGUUAGCGAGAAACUGGACGCAACCAUACAAGCUAAAGUGGAUGCUAAGGUGGGUUUAUAUAAGGAUGAGGUAAUGAUGAAGAUUGCCAUGUUGGUGGAAGACGUAAAGAAUCUUAAAAAGAAGGCUGGUGUCAACAUUCCUAUCGAUGUAGCUAACUCCAAUGAUCACAACUCCAUUGUGCCAGAAGAGGAUGAUGCUUCUAGCAAUGAGUUGUCAUGGAUGCUUCAGAAGAAGAUAAAUUCACAAGAUGGUUUACCAAUCGAAUGUGUUGUUAAAAAGGAGAAAAAGAAGACGAUGGUGAAGCCGGAGCGUAAGACCACUGAUGUGAAAAAUAAAGGGAAGAAAGCUGAAGUGCCAGUGAAGAAAGUGAAGAAGGAGAAAGCAUUUGUCAUCCCAGAACUAAAUGACAAAUCUAUUUCUUCAGGAGAUUGGAAGAAUCAUUUGGAGUGGGAAAAGAGUAAUAAGUGUAGACAAGUGAUGCAAGAACUUGCUUCAACUUUGGAGAAGUACGACCCAUUUGCUAAAGUUGAGUCACAGAAAUUGGUGAAAGUUAUGGACUUUAUUAAGCGAGAUUUGGAACAAGAGGAAUCUGGAUAUGGUGAGUUUUGCGCUCAGUUUUACUUAAAGAUAAUGGUGCCAAGAGAUGAGUGGCCAACAGAUAAGUACGGCUGGCUGUCUGACUCGCACAUUGCCGCAGCGAUGCUCAUGUUUCACAGACGUUCCAUGCAAUCCUUAUCUCCAUAUUCUUCAUCUCGAGUUGCAUUUCUAGAUCGGUGGUUCGUGAAGUCAUGGGUUAAUGACUUCGAAAAACAGGACAAGAAGAAGAUUGAGGUGUCAGAUAUGUACAUCAAGGCUUUCAAUGGAGAAUAUCCGGAACAGUUUGUGACCGGGAAGAAAUGGUAUGAAGAUGUCGACACCUUGUUCCUCUGCCACCAUGUUAACGGAGACCAUUGGGUUGCUCUACGCAUUGAUUUACGGAAGUCGACAAUCCAUGUAUAUGAUAGUAUUCCGAGUGUGGUGAAGGAACAUAAGGAUCUGACGGAGGAGUGCAGACCGUUCAUGAAAAUGAUUCCACUGGUGCUUAACAAGAUGCUGCCUCCAAAUUCGGGAAGGAAGAAGACUGAGCAGCAGUUCGCCUUACGUAGGCACAAGGAUGCCCCCCGGAACGAUGACCCAGGAGAUUGUGGUGUGUACUCUUUGAAGUACAUUGAAUGUCUUGCUAUUGGAUGUACUUUUCAGGGCUUGAGUGAUACGAUCAUACCGGAACAAAGAAUGAAGUUGGCAGCAGAGAUCUAUGAAGAGGUGGCCGAGGUUGAUGCAGAAGCAUGA
Brassica napus (rape) is the source of this 2337-nucleotide messenger RNA. RefSeq lists its product as uncharacterized. Gene Ontology annotation, cellular component: nucleus. Gene Ontology annotation, molecular function: deSUMOylase activity. The record is from RefSeq and is a predicted model, not a curated record. The transcript is spliced from 8 exons. Bases 1 to 2337 code for a protein of 778 amino acids. Lineage: Eukaryota; Viridiplantae; Streptophyta; Magnoliopsida; Brassicales; Brassicaceae. Gene Ontology annotation, biological process: protein desumoylation.